This is a messenger RNA of Aspergillus japonicus CBS 114.51, 714 nucleotides long. Its product is annotated as peroxiredoxin-like family protein. The coding region runs from base 1 to 714 and encodes 237 amino acids. NCBI's taxonomy places the organism in Eukaryota, Fungi, Ascomycota, Eurotiomycetes, Eurotiales, Aspergillaceae. The transcript is spliced from 2 exons. The record is from RefSeq and is a predicted model, not a curated record.
AUGUCGACCGAACACAUAAUCCGGCGACGGUCCAAUGACCACGAAAAACCCAAACCCGCGGAGGAGUCCGACGGCCUGUACGAGGCGUACGAGAUCGAGCUCCAGAACUCGGCGGGCGGCACCAUCCGCUUCGGGGAUCUGAUCGCCGGCAAGGGGUCGAAUAUUACGACGCUGGUGAUUUUCAUCAGACACUUCUUCUGCAUCUACGACCAAUCCUACGUCCGCACCGUCUCCCACCACCUCAGCGACAGCAUCCUCGCCAGCCUCCCCGAGAACGCCGACACCGGCCCCUGCCAGGUCAUCAUCAUCGGCUGCGGCGACCCCGCCCGCAUCGUCCCCUACGUCGCCGAGACCGCCGCCCGCUUUCCGGUCUACACCGACCCCACCGGCCGCAUCUACUCGGAGCUCCGCAUGAAGCGCACCGUCCACGGCAUCACGCGCCCGCCCGUCUACACCGAGGUCUCGUUCGUGAGGGCGCUGGGCCGCACCCUCAAGCAGAUGUUCUCGGCGGGUGGGUGGCUUCGGGCGUUCCGGGGCGGGCCGUGGAAUUUGAAUGGUGGGGAGUGGGUGUUUCGGGGUGGGCGGUGCGUGUAUGUGCAUCGCAUGGAGAAUGUGGGCGAUCAUUUGACGGCCGGGCAGUUGUUAGAGGUUUUGGGGGAGGGGAAGCAGGGGGAGGAUCUGCAUCAUGAUGGGGAGGUCGGGGGGAAGGGGUGA